AUGCUUGAGAAGGAGCUGGUUGAUAUGUUCAUGGGAACACUUCAGGGCCCGUAUUAUGAGAAGCUGGUAGGGAGUACAUCGGCUGCAUUCUCUGAUCUGGUCGUUGCUUGUGAGAGAAUUGAAAUUGGUGUAAAGGCCGGAAAGAUCCCGAACCCCGCUAAUGCUGCCAAUGGGGCAAAGAAACCUUACAGCGGUUUUCCUAAGAAAAAAGAGAGAGAGACCAACGCUGCAUCAACAUCCAAGGGGAAGGGUAAGGCUUACGAAACCCGUAUUAUCAAGUCGCAGAAGGAAGCCAAGCCUCCGCCGUCCCCACUCCCACCGGGCUAUGGUGUAAAUGCACGAUGCGAGUUCCAUACUGGGGCACCCAGCCAUACUCUUGAUAACUGUAAAGCGUUCAGGAACGUGUUCCCUGGAUGCACUGAGGACUGUGCGCGUUGUGGGGAUACCCCACAAGGUUGUGAAGAGCUUAGAGAAGGUGUUCAAAUGCUGAUAGAUCAGGGUAUCUUCCUAGUAGAACAUUCCUCAGCAGCCAACGAGGUGUCUACUCUGGAAAUACCUUAUUAUCCAGUACAACUACCUGUUGAGAAUGCUCCCACGACGCCCUUGGUCAUCGUUGUACCGGCUCCGUUCCCGUACGAAAGUGCCAAGGCCGUCCCCUGGAACUAUAACUCCACAGCCUAUCUGCAUGGGCGAAGACUCGGAGAGAGGACUGCCAAAGCUCGAAAGACUUUGGUAAUCCAUGUACCCUUUGAAGUUCCCGAGCCUGCUGAGGCACAGAAAUCAGUGGAAGUGCAAGAGCCAGUAGUGAACAUUACAGGCACUAGCGGCAUGACCCGAAGCGACCGCAUAUUCGCUGCACCACCACCCCCACCAGAAAAAGAGAAUCUCGGAACUAACGCCAAGAGCAAGGGUAAGCAACCUGCCGGCCCGGAGCAGGCACAAACCCAAACUCAAGGCAAAGUUAUGCCUGAUGAUGUGGAAGAGUUCCUCCGCAUCAUAAAGAAGAGCGACUAUAAAGUGGUUGAUCAGCUCAACCAAACACCAUCCAAGAUCUCUAUAUUGUCACUACUACUGUGUUCCGAGGCCCGUCGAGAUGCUCUACUCAAGUUUAUCAGCGCCGCCCAUGUGCCCCAAGAAAUCACUGUCAACCAAUUUGAAGGGGUAGUGGCUAAUAUAGCUUCGAAAGGAUGCCUAGGAUUUUGCGAUGAUGAGUUGCCUCCCGAGGGCAAAAAUCAUAAAAAAGCCUUACAUAUAUCCAUAGAGUGCGCUGACACGAUAAUGUUCAGGGUGCUAGUGGACACAGGGUCUUCCUUAAAUGUGCUUCCGAAGAUUUCCCUCACCAAGCUGACAAUAGAGGGCCUACUGAUGAAACCCAGUGCGUUGAUAGUGCGGGCGUUCGAUGGUUCACGUCGGUCAGUCGUCGGAGAGGUGGACCUUCCCAUCAAGAUUGGGCCAUACACCUUCUUCGCGACCUUCUAUGUGAUGGAUAUCCACCCAGCAUAUAGCUGCCUCUUGGGCCGCCCAUGGAUCCACGCUGCAGGGGCAGUAACCUCUACCCUCCAUCAAAAACUGAAGUUUAUCAUCAGUGACAAGUUGGUCACCAUCGAUGGAGAAGAAUACAUUUUGGUUAGCCAACUAUCCUCCUUCCGGUAUGUUGAAGUGGAUGGGGAGAUUCAUGAAACACCCUUUCAGGCAUUCGAGAUCGCCAAUGUGUUGAUGAAUCCCCUCAACGGAAGAGCAUCUGGAAAACCUGAGCUCCCGAUGUCGUCCCUGAAGGAUGCUCAGACGAUAAUAAAAGCAGGCCAUCCGGAGGGAUGGGGGAGAAUCUUGGAGUUGCCUGUCAACAAAAACAGGUCUGGCUUAGGGUACCACCCAGAACAGGCGACCCAGCAAAAUACACCCAUAGGGGGCGGCGAGAUGGCCCUCUCUAUUCCGGGAAACUUCAUAAGCGUUGGGCAUCACUUCCAGGAUCAGGUCACCAUGGUGGGCGAAGACCUUAAUACCUCAGAAGUCGAUUGCUUCGUGCUCAAGAAAACCGCGGGACAGCAGCUCCACAAUUGGACAGAAGUGGACCUACCUGAAGUCACUUUCUGUCAAACGUAA
Messenger RNA from Lathyrus oleraceus (garden pea), 2103 nucleotides. RefSeq lists its product as uncharacterized. The transcript is spliced from 3 exons. Gene Ontology annotation, molecular function: aspartic-type endopeptidase activity. Gene Ontology annotation, biological process: proteolysis. NCBI's taxonomy places the organism in Eukaryota, Viridiplantae, Streptophyta, Magnoliopsida, Fabales, Fabaceae. The record is from RefSeq and is a predicted model, not a curated record. The coding region runs from base 1 to 2103 and encodes 700 amino acids.